Molecule: messenger RNA, 1368 nt
Organism: Penicillium atrosanguineum
Lineage: Eukaryota; Fungi; Ascomycota; Eurotiomycetes; Eurotiales; Aspergillaceae
Product: polysaccharide lyase family 1 protein
Exons: 3
Coding region: 1-1368 (455 amino acids)
Molecular function (GO): pectate lyase activity
Source: RefSeq, a predicted model, not a curated record
AUGGUGCCUCAUAAAUCGCUCCUGGCGGUCGUGGCGCUUCUCGGAGCCACUGUUAGCGCUUCGGGCGUAUCAGGAACUGCAUUCGGAUUUGCUACUGGGACCACCGGUGGUGGCAGUGCGUCGCCUGCUUCGCCCAGUGAUACCGCUCAGCUCACUGAGUGGUUGUCUGAUAGCACCCCCCGAGUCAUCUUGAUUGACAAAGAGUUCAACUACCUUGGUACCUCGGGCAAGUGCACCGACUGCAAGUGCUGCAUUCCCGAUUCCAACACCUGUGGCAGCUCUGGUCAAAAUGCUAUCGACUUGGAUUCGUCCAGCUGGUGCGGUAGCUACCCUACCACCACCUGCACCUACGACAAGGCAGCAAUUGAGGGUAUUGAGGUGGCCUCGAAUAAGUCAAUCGUCGGUGUUGGCAGCGCUGGUGUCAUUCGUGGCAAGGGUCUGCGUCUGGUCAACGGCGUGAGCAACGUCAUUAUCCAAAACAUCCAUAUCACUGAACUCAACCCGCAAUUCAUUUGGGGUGGCGAUGCUAUCACCCUGGACGGCACUAACAAUAUUUGGAUUGAUCAUGUCAAGAUCUCCCUGAUCGGUCGCCAGAUGUUUGUUGCUGGAUACGAAGCUAGUGGCGAUGUUACCAUCUCGAACUGCGAGUUUGAUGGCCAGACCAGUUGGUCUGCUUCCUGUGAUGGUCACCACUAUUGGACCGUAUAUCUUCACGACAGUCUCGGAUACGGUAAGAACGACAAGGUGACCUUCACCGGAAAUUACAUCCACCACACCUCAGGUCGCUCACCCAAGCUUGAGUUCAACAGCUACUGGCACGCCUACAACAACUAUUGGUUCAACAACACCGGCCACGCCUUUGAUGUCGGCUCCGGAACCAAAGCCUUGAUUGAAGGCAAUGUCUUCCACAAUGUCGAUACUCCUUUACUCACCGACAGCAGCCCCGGCAAGACCUUGGCCGUGGGAUCUAACGAUAAGUCUACCUGUGACUCCAAGCUUGGUCGUACCUGUGUGGCCAACACUCUCGUCUCAUCAGGUGCACUUUCUGCCAGUGAUGAGUCAGUUCUCUCCAGCUGGCCCAGCAGCGAGCUUGGCGUUAGUGUCACCUCCUCAGCAAGCCAGGUCCGGUCCUCGGUUCUGAGCAAUGCCGGCGUCGGUAAGCUGAGUAGCUCCUCCAAGCGACAGUUUGACGGUGCGCCCAAUCUCCCCAUCCUUUCUGCAGCGGGCCCCGGUGCUACUCCUGCAAGUGCGCCGCAGCGGUGGACCUGGAGGACUGUGGGCGUCAAGCCCGCUGCCCAGGCUAGUAGUGCCCCUUCUGCCAAAAGUGGUGAGGCGCCCAUGAGUGGGCUCUUCGGCAUCGGCUUCUAA